Pseudocercospora fijiensis CIRAD86 is the source of this 1362-nucleotide messenger RNA. RefSeq names its product glycoside hydrolase family 76 protein. NCBI's taxonomy places the organism in Eukaryota, Fungi, Ascomycota, Dothideomycetes, Mycosphaerellales, Mycosphaerellaceae. The transcript has 2 exons. The record is from RefSeq and is a predicted model, not a curated record. Gene Ontology annotation, biological process: carbohydrate metabolic process. The coding region runs from base 1 to 1101 and encodes 366 amino acids.
AUGUUACAUUGCAGAAGAGUCGCGAGUGAAAAGAGUCUUUGGAUUCCGAGCACCGGAUGGUGGAACAGCGCGAAUUGCUUGACUGUCAUUACGGAUCUGGCCGCUAUCGACAGCAAUGUUAAGAGCUCGGUCGCUGGAGUUCUGUCUAACACCCACGUCAAAGCACAGCAGUACAACCUGAACAUGACCAAGGUCCAAGGAACAGAGUCGCAACCUUUCUUGCCGCAGUGCUAUUAUGGCAAUCAAUGGCCGUACUUUCCCCCAUCUUGGUCACAAAAGCAUGGACGGCCUCCGGCGCGAAAAACGAGCGGGUUCUUGAAUGACUACUAUGAUGAUGAGGGCUGGUGGGCAUUGGCGUGGAUUGCAGCGUACGAUCUCACCAAAAGUCAGCAGUAUUUGUCUCAAGCUGAGGCUAUCUUCGAUGACAUGAAUGCUGUAUUUGGAAAGACGAAUUGCAGUACCAACUCCGGGGGCAGGGGAGGGAUCUGGUGGGAUCGGCCACAGACAUAUGUCAACGCGAUCGCCAACGAGCUCUUCCUCAGCGUGGCGGCAUCUUUGGCGAACCGAGCUCCAAGCAGCAAAACCGACUAUCUUGCUAUUUCGAAGCAGCAGUGGGCUUGGUUCAAGGGUACGGGCAUGAUCAAUGCUCAGAACACGAUCAACGACGGUCUGAACCAGCAGACUUGCCAGAACAAUGGAGGGACCGUAUGGUCUUACAACCAAGGCGUGGUCCUUGGCGGUCUGGUGGAGCUCAGCAAGGCCACGAAGGACACAUCCUAUAUCGCGACUGCACAGAAAAUCGCAGACGCUGCCAUCGCGGCUCUGGCUCCAAAUGGCAUUCUCCAAGACCCAUGCGAACCCGACUGUGGCGCUGACGGGACGCAGUUCAAAGGCGUCUUUGUUCGCAAUUUGCAGAAAUUGCACACCGCUAGUCCGAAGGCGCGCUAUGCCAACUUCUUGGAUACCAAUGCGAAUAGCAUCUGGGCGAAUGAUCGGCGAGGGAGCACGCUUAGUGUCCGCUGGUCGUCUUUUGUCCCGCCUGGCAAUGCUUCUACGCAGAGCAGUGCUAUGGAUUGUCUGGUUGCGUCACUGGCGACGUAGAGGAAGUGGGGUUUGGGUGUGGAAGAGACAUGGUAUACGACAGCAUGUAUAUGUAUCAGCCAAAUCAAUGCAGCCUCGUUAUCGAGAUCGUACUGUACAACAUGGUGGCUGAGGUCAUGCGAUGAUGACGGCGAAGAAGAAGUCGGGUGUGAUUGCAGGCGCGACGCUUGCCUUUCACAGAGACCUCAGCGGCUGAUGUUGUGUAUUGCGGUCGGUCGGGGACAAUACUAGUACGCAUCCGAUUUGAUGCAUCGCUCUCGC